AUGACAUGGGAGGUGCAGUCACGGCGCGUGCGUCAGACUCAGUCGCGGCUGGAUGCGAAGCUGACGGCCUAUUCACAGUACGUUUCGGAUCUUGCACGGAAGAACGCGGCGCCCAGUGAUGCUGUCUCUGUGGACAUGAGCGGCUCGACGCCCUCUGUCCAGGACCGGGCGGCAAUGGAGGCGGAGAUCCAAGCGCUGCUUGUACAGUAUUCGGACGAGCUGGAUGAGCUGGGUACCACUCUCAACGAUCCGCUGCUUCCGCCGAAUAACACGCAGAAGCACGCGAUCCAGCGGCACCGUGAGCUGCUUCUGGACUUUGAGCGCGAAUUCUUUCGCUCCAAGACGCAUGUGCGUCAGGUGCUCGAUCGGCAUCAACUGUUGGGCCACGUCAAGCAAGACAUUCAUGACUACCGUACGCAGCAUGCUUCCGAAGUGCAAUCCUACCUCGAUGAGCGCUCACACCUGGAGCGCUCGCAUCUGAUGAUGGACGAGACGCUGGACCAGGCCUAUGCGACGCAGCAAGAAUUCCGCGGGCAGCGUGAGCAGCUCGGCCAUACCCUGACGCGGCUGACGCGCAUCGCGGCGCAGAUGCCAGGCGUCCAGAGCAUUAUAUCCCUCAUCUCGCGACGGCGGCGACGCGACACGAUCGUGCUCGCGGUCGUGAUCGGCGUCUGCCUCGUGAUUCUGCUCCUCGUGGGUGUGCGACGCUAG
Molecule: messenger RNA, 711 nt
Organism: Malassezia restricta
Lineage: Eukaryota; Fungi; Basidiomycota; Malasseziomycetes; Malasseziales; Malasseziaceae
Product: golgi SNAP receptor complex member 1
Exons: 1
Coding region: 1-711 (236 amino acids)
Biological process (GO): vesicle fusion; endoplasmic reticulum to Golgi vesicle-mediated transport
Cellular component (GO): SNARE complex; Golgi membrane; Golgi medial cisterna
Molecular function (GO): SNAP receptor activity
Source: RefSeq, a predicted model, not a curated record